AUGCUAAAGCUGAAAGGAGAAUUGAGGGCUGCCAAGGGACUGAAAGAUGAGGCCCAGGAGAGAGACAGAGAAGUGAGUGGCCUGAACAGCAAGCUCUUAAGCCUGCAACUUGACAUCAAGAAUCUUCAUGAUGUCUGCAAGAGACAGGGGAAGACCUUACAGGAGAACCAGCUCUGUGUGGAGGAGGCUAUGAUGAACGACAGCCACAACAAGAAGCAAGCAAAGGCGUUAGCAUUCAGAGAGGCCCAGAUGGAAUUUGGGUCUACUAAACAGUGCCAUCUGAGACAACUCCAGCAACUGAAGAAGAAACUUAUAGCCCUGCAGCAAGAACUAGAGUUUCGCACAGAGGAGCUGCAGACUUCCUAUUGUUCUCUCCUGCAGUACCAGUCCAUCCUGGAAAAGCAGACUUCCGACCUGGUUAUUCUCCACCACCACUGCAAACUGAAAGAGGAUGAGGUGACCUUCUAUGAGGAAGAAAUGGGAAAUCAUAAUGUGGACACAGAGGAGAAGCUCCAUCUGGCACACAAGCAGCUUGCCUUGGCUGGGGACAAGAUUGUCUCCCUAGAAAGGAGCUUAAAUCUCUACCGGGAUAAAUACCAGACUUCCCUGAGCAACAUCGAGUUACUAGAGUGCCAAGUGAAGAUGCUGGAGGGCGAGCUCAGCGGGAUCAUCAGUCAGGAUCCUGAAAACAAAGGCGAUCACUCAAAGGUGCGGUUAUACCCUUCCUCCUGCAUGAUUCAAGAGCAUCAGGAGACCCUGAAACGACUGUCCGAAGUCUGGCAAAAGGUCUCUGAACAGGAUGACCUAAUCCAGGAGCUUCGAAAUAAGCUAGCCUGCAGCAAUGCUUUGGUUCUGGAGCGUGACGAGGCUUUGAUCAAAUUGCAAGCUGACUUCUCCUCCUAUACAGCCACCCACAGAUACCCUCCUAGCUCCUCAGAAGAUGGUGAAGACAUCAAAAAGAUACUGAAACACCUGCAGGAGCAGAAGGACAGCCAGUGCCAGAAUGUGGAGGAGUACAAGAACCUUGUGAAGGACCUGCGCACGGAACUGGAAACCGUGUCGGAGCAGAAGAAGAACGUGAUGAAGGACAUGAUGAAGCUGGAGCUGGACUUGCACAGACUGCGGGAGGACGCGUCCGCCCACAGCGAGAAGAAGGACAGGGAGACCGGCAUUCUGCAGCGCCAGCUGGAUGAGCUGCAGCAGCAGUGCGCAGAGACGAAGAAGGUGGCUGCGGAUAAAGACAAGAUGCUCCACGAUAAGGAAGAAAUGCUUCAUGAGUUGGAAAGGAAGGUGAGCCAGGUUCAGGGCUUCCUCAGGAAGAAGGAGCUGGAGCUGGAGAAGAACCAGUCCACAUUAACAGAAAUGGAAGAGACCCUCAAGGAGGCCAAGCAAGACUCCAAACACAAGAUGGAGUGCGAGGCCCUGAGGGCUGAGGUCCAGAAACUGCAGGACCUCCUCGAUGAGGCUAAACAGCAGCACAAAGUAACAGGCCAGCAAUUAUCUCAAUGUAAAGAUGACAAUGAGGAAUUAGGGCACAAACUAGAGGAUACCCAGAAGAAACUGCAGAACUGCAUUCAAAUGGACAAAGAGAAGUCAGAAACCAUUGACUCACUACAAAAAGAGCUACAGAAACACCAAAGAAGGGCCUCGACCGUCGAAGGGCAGCUGUUAGAUAACAGGAAACAGGCAGAAACGUUGUCCUCAGAACUGGGUGAGGCGCUGAAAAAGCUUGAAAAUGCAGACAAGGAGAAGAAACAGCUUCAGAAGACACUGGUUGAGCAGGAUAUAAAAAUAAAUGAAAUGCUGAGCAGUGGCAAAGUCACUCAGCACCAGCAAAAAGAGCUAGAAAAAGCCAAAGCCCAGGUAGAAGCUGAGCUUCAGGAUACAAUAAAGUUAAUGGAAGAAAAACAGGAUCAGUUGAAAAAGAACAAAGAAAAGGAGAAGUCACUGGAGGAUGAACUUGACUCUUUGCAACAGGAAGUAAAAAGGAAGGAAAAGACGUGGAAAGACAAUUUGAGAAAGAUGGAGGACGAAAACAAGCAUCUCCAGGACGAGUUGGCAAAUGCUUUUGCACAACUAGAAUCUGCUGCCAACAAAUGCAAUGCCACCCAGAAAACGAUCGAUGAUCUGAACUUACAGUUAAAUGCCCAAAAGGAGUCCAAAAUGAAUCUGCAGAUGCAGUUGGACUCGGCUAUAAAGAAAGAGAAGCUUUGCAUGCAGAACAUGGUCUCCAAAGACGCUUUUGAGGAAUUGUCACGCAAGUCGCACGCCUGCCAAGAUGACCUGACCCAAGCCCUGGAGAAGCUCAAUCAUGCGACCUCAGAGACAAAGAACCUGCAGCGAGCAUUGCAACAGGCCCAAGAGAGGAAAAGUCAGCUGGAAGAUGAAAUCCUUGCUUACGAGGACAGGAUGAAAAAGGUCAAUGUGGAAUUAAAAAAACUGCAGAACUUCCACCAGGAGAGUGAACUAGAGGUGCGCGCCUUCGACAAGAAGCUGGAGGAGAUGAGCAACCAGGUGCUGCAGUGGCAGAAACAGCACCAGAGCGACCUCAAGAUGCUGGCAGCUAAGGAAUCGCAGCUCAGGUCCUUUCAAGAGGAAAUGGCCACCCUGAAAGAAAACCUCCUUGCAGAUGAGAAAGAGGUGGGCACCCCUUCCCUACUGUUGCUUCCUUUUGUGCCCUCUUGGGCGGCGCCGGCGGCUCCUCGUAGGGCCCACAGAGAAAAUGAUCAGACAGUAUCCAACAUGGAGCAGUGGGCAAAAGAGCAGAAGAUCGCCAACGAGAAGCUAGGCAACAAGCUCCGUGAACAGGUCAAAUACAUUGCCAAGCUGACUGGUGAAAAGGACCAGCUCCACAAUGUCAUGGUCCACUUGCAGCAGGAAAACAAGAAGCUCAAGAGUGAGAUUGAAGAGAAGAAGAUGAAAACCUGCAACCCAAGGCUGGGCGCCAAAACCCUAAUCCCCAGCAAACUGGAGCACACCCCGAGGGGAAAGGCAUGCGGUGUAUUGGGCUGGAAGGAUGCGGGUCACAAGACGGACAUGGCCAAGUGCAUCGGCUUGCCCCACUACUCAGUGGAAUGA
Molecule: messenger RNA, 3078 nt
Organism: Perognathus longimembris pacificus (Pacific pocket mouse)
Lineage: Eukaryota; Metazoa; Chordata; Mammalia; Rodentia; Heteromyidae
Gene: Pmfbp1
Product: polyamine modulated factor 1 binding protein 1
Exons: 20
Coding region: 1-3078 (1025 amino acids)
Biological process (GO): spermatogenesis
Source: RefSeq, a predicted model, not a curated record